Messenger RNA from Peromyscus eremicus (cactus mouse), 2301 nucleotides. It is a transcript of the gene C1H10orf90, whose product is annotated as chromosome 1 C10orf90 homolog. Gene Ontology annotation, cellular component: centriole; cytosol; centrosome. The transcript has 9 exons. Gene Ontology annotation, biological process: regulation of centriole replication. The coding region runs from base 101 to 2209 and encodes 702 amino acids. The record is from RefSeq and is a predicted model, not a curated record. Lineage: Eukaryota; Metazoa; Chordata; Mammalia; Rodentia; Cricetidae.
UGACUCAUUCUGAGAGUAGCAACAGAUACAAACUGUGGCUGUGUUCCUUGAUUUGGCAAAGCACAUCUUCAUCAUUAGAUGGUCUCUGAAAUGAAGUAAGAUGGCUUUUAAGCAUCAGUGGGACAUGAUCAAAGUGUCUAGGGAAGGAUUACUGGACACGCGCUAUAGUACAAACGAUCAAAUCGCCCUUAAAAAUCUCCAGUCUGAUGUUACAGAGAGGAAGUUGGACUUCGCCAAGGAGACAUUGGCAUCACAAAACACAAAAAUGAUAUCACCUAUCAUCAUUUCCCAGCUGAUCGAUGAGAAGAAAUCGAUGGAAAAUGGAGCCUUGUUGCCUCUGCCACAAGCAAUCGUUCAACCUCAGCUGUGUCCCACGAAACCAGCUUCGGCCAGGCGCAGUGGCAUGAACAUGCACAGGCCAUUUGCUCCAGACAGAUUGGGAAUUCUGACUCCAUCAGACGAGCAAGGACUGGAGAUAGAACCACUGUCCACAGGAGACAACCUAGGCAGAGGCCCCCACAAAGGGUUCUCAUCUAUCACCAUUACUGCCAGACGUGUGGGCCCUCCAGCCAACUCCUUGGUAUGGGACACUGUUAGGGACCCACUGUGUCCCAAUUGCAGGGCCAAGGAUACUCUGCUCCAAGACGCCCCAGCUCUGGCCAAUGGUGUCCAUCUGUGUCAGCACAAUGGAACCUUCACCUGUACAGAGUUCCCUGGCAAUGGCUCCAUAGAAGGGCUAAAGGUUCCCCAGGCUCACACAAGGAUGUGUGCAAGGCAGGAGUACUGGGUUACGCACAUGGAUGACAAAGAGGACAGUUUUUCUUCAGACAGUUCACCAUCAAGAAAAGUCCCACUGAUGUUCAGUUCCUGUGUCCACCUCCGGGUGUCUCAGCACUGUCCCAGUGCCAUUUACUAUUUGGACAAGCCUCUUUCCGUCCCUCUUGAACAACCUCAAAUUGCUAGCCCCAAAAUGCACAGGUCUGUCCUGUCUCUCAGCCUCCGCUGUAGUUCCCACAGGUUAACAGCAGAUGGAGUAGACAGCACAGCUAAUGGAGAGCCAAUCAGCAGAGCCCUGCCCCAGGAGCUCUUGGAGGGAAAGCAGGAUCUCCUAGGUCCACAAUGGGGCCAGCCCCGGGAGGGUCAUUGGAAAGAGAAUCCAGCCUUGGUGCCAGCACAUUUGGGGAGUGGCACAUACCCUCGGACUGGCUCCCCUCCCCUGGAAAAUGUCAAAUUUGCAGAUGUGGGAAGGAACCAGGUUCCAAGAAGAAAGGAGAAAGGGGACUGUGCAGCAUGUCCCACCAGCAACCAUGCCAACCAACUCUCCAUCCAUAUUCCUGGCUGGAGUUACAGGGCAGAAACCAAAGUAUUUUCUGGAAACAGCAAGGAGCAGCAAGGAGAAGCACAAGUGACCCUUCCUCCUUCCCCAGUGGGACAGAAGCCCAUUAAACACUUCCCUCCUGACGGGGACAGUUCACCCAGCAAUGAUGGUCAGUCUAGCAUCUUUUCUGAGCCCCAAGAGAGACGGCACCCGUACUUCCUGACACCCAGAGUCCCUUUGUCUGGGUUUCUUUGCCCUGUACAAGCUGCAUGUGCCUCUCUGCAGGAGGAUGGUACAGUUCAGAUAGAAAAAGAGUUCCCCAAAGAUUACACAUGCUGCGACUUGGUUGUAAAACUAAAGGAAUACAAGAAGCAUGAGGACCACGUUGCCACCCCCGAGUCCUCACCAGCAAUGCCCUCUCCAACAAUGGCAGAGGGACCACAGAGCUCUGACCCAUUGGAAGAUAGUUCUGAGCCUCGGCAUCUGCUAGCGAGCUCCAUGACCUUGCAGGAAGCACUGGAAGUCCGUAGACCUCAGUUCAUCUCGCGCUCACAAGAACGGCUGCAAAAGCUUAAGCACAUGGUACAGCAAAGGAAAGCCCAGCAAAAGGAAAACCCAGGGCAGAAGCAGAGCCUACUUCCUGUUCGUGCCCACAAGAAGCAGUUCACCGUUCCCCAUCCUCUUAGUGAUAACUUGUUCAAACCCAAAGAAAGAUGCAUUUCAGAGAAGGAGAUGCAUAUGAGAUCUAAAAGAAUCUAUAAUAACUUGCCGGAAGUUAAAAAGAAAAAAGAAGAGCAAAAGAAAAGAGUGAUCUUACAGAGUAACAGACUCCGAGCUGAAGUCUUCAAAAAGCAAUUACUGGACCAGCUCCUUCAGAGGAAUGCAGUCUGAUCCCAGGUGGCCCUGCUAGCCACUGCCUGGAUCUGGGAAGACUUCUGAUGCUGGAUGAACCAUUAAACUUAACACUAUCUUCGCACGUGAAA